AAAACAAAGAUGUUAAUUUCUUCAAAGAAUAAAUGAUAUCAGACAGAUAACAACGUUCUGCGAUCUCUUGUCAAAACUAAUUGUACACUUUUAGUAACAUAAAAUAGACUUAAUAGAAAUUUAUGAUCAACAGAAACCACAAUGGCAAAAAAGCCUAUAUAUUAUGCGAGCCUUGCGUUAAAUGUAUUAGGACAUUAUGGUUUGCUGGUAGCGACAGGGAUCCCAUACUGGAGGAAAAGCAGUUGGCAAGUGUCUGAUCCAUUGUAUGGUCGUAUACCAACAUUUGAUGGACUAUGGUGGCAAUGCAUGUCUCUGAAAACGGGAGGAUUCACAUGUAGCAACUACGGGAUGCCGACACUAUACGUUGAUGCUGGAAUUCAAGCUUGCCGAGGGCUGAUGACGACGGCAUGUGUGCUUACGUUUUUCGGCCUUAUCAUCAACAUGUUGGUGGUAGACUGCUCAAAUAUUUUGGGAAACGGAACUAAAGCAAAGAGAAGUCUGACUCUUGCAGCCGGCGCCAUGAUUUUAGUUUCAUGGUUAUGCACAUUGGGAGCAACUUCGUUUUAUGCCUGGCAAGUAACAUAUCAGUUCUACAAUCCUUACUACCAAGAAAGGGAAUUUAAAUAUGAAUAUGGACCUUGCCUGUAUGUGGCAUGGGUUUCAAUGGCUUUUUUGCUGAUAUCCGGAUGCAUAUUAUUCUUUGGAGCAUGCAAAGAUAAGGGGGAUGACGAAUAUGAUGGAUAUCGGUAUCGAACACCAAGAGAAACAAUACCAAGUUCUGCAUUUGAUGACCACCGGAAAACCGAUUACGUUUGACACCGAUUCUUCACCAAAGUUGUAACCAAGAGCCACUCUUCAAAGAACUUUACCCAGAAACAUUAAGUCAGACUUAGAAAAAAAAACAUUACAUACUAUAUCAGAUUGUGUAGAAG
Styela clava is the source of this 932-nucleotide messenger RNA. Its product is annotated as claudin-7-like. Gene Ontology annotation, cellular component: bicellular tight junction; membrane. Gene Ontology annotation, molecular function: structural molecule activity. NCBI's taxonomy places the organism in Eukaryota, Metazoa, Chordata, Ascidiacea, Stolidobranchia, Styelidae. The record is from RefSeq and is a predicted model, not a curated record.